This is a messenger RNA of Arctia plantaginis, 711 nucleotides long. Lineage: Eukaryota; Metazoa; Arthropoda; Insecta; Lepidoptera; Erebidae. The record is from the annotation of a GenBank genome assembly.
AUGAACGUGUUGUGCCUUCUGGUGUUAAGUUGCGUAAUCGGCGCGUACGCAGGCAGUUUGCCUUCAUUUUUCACACCAUGCUCCAAAUCAGAUCCUCAGCUUAGCGAAUGUGUGCAGAAGGUGAUAUCAGUCUCCGGGGCCAAAUUUACUGAGGGCAUUCCGGAGUUAGGCAUCGCUAAGCUAGACCCUGUCCAGAUAGGCACCGUGGUGGUAAACAACCCAUCUCUGCAGAUCACGUUCACUGACACCAUUGUUACCGGUUUGAAGGAUUUUAGAGUCAAUAAUUAUAAGAUAAACCUAGAGAAAGGAAAAGCGACGUUGGACUUCACGGCGAACGUGACACUAAAUGCUGAGUAUGAAAUGAAUGGGAAAUUGUUGAUUCUCUCCAUCAAGGGCAAGGGACAGGCUAAAAUCAAAAUCACAAACUUGAACAUCGUGGUGAAGUAUGAUUUCAAUGAGUCCAAUGAUCACUGGAUCAUCACCGGAUACAAGGACCACUUCAAAAUGGAUCGCGCCUAUUUCAAGUUUAACAAUUUGUUUAACGGCAACAAGCAACUUGCGCAAACUACAGAAAAAUUCACAAAUGAGAAUUGGGAGCUCAUUAUGAACGAGAUUGCGCCCCCUGCCAUCAAGCAAAUCAUCACAAAAUGUGUUGAAGUUGUCAAUUCCAUAUUUAAGAGCGCACCGCUCACUGAAUUGUUACUUCCCUGA